AUAAUCACUGAAUGCUUAUAACUAUAAACCAAUAAAUGAUUUAUUAGUACAAAAGUGAACGACAGAAGGAAAUAUAGAAUUGAAUCCAACAUUUUAAGGCCGAACUUGACAUCCUUUUGCAAAGUACUCAUCCAUUCACUCCCAGCGCCGAUGCCUGAGAUAUUCUUGUGUAUUGGUUAUUAUCAGGCGAUUGAGGGAAAGGGAGGGAGAGGUGUGAGAAUGUAUUGAGACGUUCGGCACUUUAAAUGAUUGCUUUGAAUGCGAUUUGAGAGCAAAUUCUUAUUGAAACUCAAGGCUGACGAGAGCUGAAGGCGAUAUCCUAUGCGAUGAUGGUUUGGGUGUAUCUGAAGACUAGUGCAGAACUACUCUCUAAAUGGACAUCACUAUAGACGAUACGCUCGUCUCACAUGCCUGUCCUUCACAACACAAUUAUAUAAAAAGAGGUGUUUUUAAUCGGAUCCCAAAUUAUUAGCUUUUUGCUGCUCUUUUGUAUUUGACUUUUUCGCGCAACAAGUCUUACGACAAAUCUUUCGAAAAUGAAAGCAAUCGCACUGAUCGUCUUUGCACUGAUCGCUUGUGCCAGCGCUGGCAUCCUCAGCCCAUAUGUCGGAUACUCCGGCUACUAUGCGGCGCCCGUAGUUUCUCGUUCAUACGUUUCCUCGCCGUACGUGUCAUCCUAUGUGUCCCCAUACGUGGCCCGAAGCUACGUCGCCUCGCCAUACGUCGCCUCGUCAUACGUUGCCUCACCGUACGUCUCGAGCGCCUAUGUCUCGCCGUACGCCACCUACUCUUACCUCCUCAAGAAGUAA
Molecule: messenger RNA, 809 nt
Organism: Oppiella nova
Lineage: Eukaryota; Metazoa; Arthropoda; Arachnida; Sarcoptiformes; Oppiidae
Source: the annotation of a GenBank genome assembly